Molecule: messenger RNA, 1236 nt
Organism: Cryptosporidium ubiquitum
Lineage: Eukaryota; Apicomplexa; Conoidasida; Eucoccidiorida; Cryptosporidiidae
Product: CCAAT-box DNA binding protein subunit B
Exons: 1
Coding region: 1-1236 (411 amino acids)
Biological process (GO): regulation of transcription by RNA polymerase II
Cellular component (GO): CCAAT-binding factor complex
Molecular function (GO): DNA-binding transcription activator activity, RNA polymerase II-specific; RNA polymerase II cis-regulatory region sequence-specific DNA binding; protein heterodimerization activity
Source: RefSeq, a predicted model, not a curated record
AUGAACAAUGAGCUGACAUUUCAAGUAAAUGUACCAUUCAUAAACAAAGCAAAUUGUAAUUAUGUAAGCAAUAUUGGAAAAUUAAGUAAUGAAUCAGAAAUUAUUGUUGAUAACUAUGAAGAUUCUGAAUUUAUACCAGAUUCUGAUGGCUCAGAUUUGUCUUUACCUAUCAACAAUAUAGGGAGAAUGAUGAAAUUAUCUAUACCUGGUUCGGCUAAAAUAUCUAGAGAAUCAAAAAUGCUGAUGCAACAAAUUUCUAAAGAUUUCAUUGGUUGUAUAUCAUCACAAGCAGGAGAGAUUUGUACUAGCAAUAAGCGACGUGUAUUAAAUGGUGAAGACAUCAUUAAUGCUUUAUCUUCAUUUGGGUUUGGAGAUUAUACAGGCACAUUAAUCAAUUAUUUAAAUAUUUGGAGAGGAUUAAAACAAUCUAGAAAUAUUAAAUCGUUUGGUAAUAUCUAUAAAUCAAAUACUUCAUCACUCAGCUUUAGUGAAAAUUAUCAAUCUUCUGAAAACGAUCAAAGUUUAGAAUAUAAUUACUCUAAUACAUCACAAAUUGUUAAUCAGAAACCUGAAAAUAAUGAAUGCAGCAAAUAUUUCAUCCAAAGUAAUAGUUCAAUAAAUAAUCAACAAAUUACUUAUACAAAUUCACCAAAAUAUACAAAUAAUGCUAUAUAUGACUUUACUAAUUCAAAUAUAGAUGGAAACAUUAACAUACAUUCACCAAAGUAUUCAGAAAUUACACAAGAAAACACAAGUGCUUCUUAUAUUAAUAGUAAAAAUCAAAUAAAUACAUUAUUAUUAUCACCAACAAAAAGUAUAAACUUUAUAAAUGAAUCUUCUCCAAUUACUCCAAAAUCAAUGUUUCCACUUAAUCAACCUGUAAAAAGAAAAAGAAUUUCUCAAGAAGAAUUUGGUAUAGUGAAUAUUGUUGAUAAUAUUGAACAAAAUAUAAAUUUUAAUGUAAAAUGUAACAUGAAUUAUAAUAUUAAAAACUUAACAGAAGCUGAAUCAAUUGAAAAUACUACAUUUCAAGAAAAUAUAAAGUCAAUGAAUAACUUUUCCAAAUAUAAUAAUAAUUUGGAUUUCUCUUCGAAUCAAUAUAAACAAGAUGAUAUAUUCUUGAACAAAAAUGAAAGUUCAUUUGAUAGUUAUUUCUCAUCAGAUUUAUAUAUUCAAGAUGAAAGUGAAAAUGAUACAGAAUAUUAUACAUAUCCAACUAGAUUAUUUAUUUCAUGA